Molecule: messenger RNA, 819 nt
Organism: Erinaceus europaeus (western European hedgehog)
Lineage: Eukaryota; Metazoa; Chordata; Mammalia; Eulipotyphla; Erinaceidae
Gene: LRMDA
Product: leucine rich melanocyte differentiation associated
Exons: 7
Coding region: 74-754 (226 amino acids)
Biological process (GO): melanocyte differentiation
Molecular function (GO): protein binding
Source: RefSeq, a predicted model, not a curated record
UGCUCGCUCUGCCUGGCUGCCCGCUGCCACGCUCGGUGCUGGGUGUUGUGUGCCUCGCGUCCGCCUUGUCGCCAUGGACAGACUCGUGGUCAGUGGCACGCAAGUGUCUUACAUAGGCCAGGACUGCAGAGAAAUUCCAGAGCACCUCGGCAGGGAGUGUGGACAUUUCGCAAAGAGGCUUGAUCUGAGCUUUAACCUUCUAAGGUCACUGGAAGGACUGAGUGCGUUUGGGAGCCUGGAGGAACUCAUCUUGGACAACAAUCUGCUGGGGAACGACCUCGUGUUGCCAGGGUUACCCAGGCUCCAUACCUUAACCCUCAACAAGAACCAAAUUACUGAUUUGGAGUGUCUGCUUGAUCAUCUGGCAAAAGUGACACCAGCUCUUGAGUACCUCAGCCUACUGGGUAACGUAGCAUGUCCCAAUGAGCUAGUCAGCUUGGAAAAGGAUGAGGAAGACUAUAAGAGAUACAGAUACUUUGUUCUGCAUAAACUACCCAAUUUAAAGUUUCUGGAUGCCCAGAAAGUAACUCUACAGGAACGAGAGGAGGCAUUGGUUAGAGGAGCCUUCAUGAAGGUGGUGAAGCCAAAAGCUUCCAGUGACAGUGUUGCUGCUUCUCCUGAGCUACGCUACACACCCCUGCCUUCUGCUUCCAGGGAGCUCACUAGUCACCGAGGUGUCCUGGGGAAGUGUCACUAUAUUUACUAUGGAAAAAACUCAGAGGGGAACAGAUUUAUCCGAGAUGACCAGCUCUGAAGACAAUUCUUGUAUGUCUUAGCCCAUAUUAUGAAUAAAAAUUAAAUAAAUAUAUGGGAAAAUGG